Messenger RNA from Pneumocystis murina B123, 1796 nucleotides. RefSeq lists its product as hypothetical. Bases 6 to 1778 code for a protein of 590 amino acids. The record is from RefSeq and is a predicted model, not a curated record. Gene Ontology annotation, cellular component: trans-Golgi network. The transcript is spliced from 10 exons. Gene Ontology annotation, molecular function: serine-type carboxypeptidase activity. Lineage: Eukaryota; Fungi; Ascomycota; Pneumocystomycetes; Pneumocystales; Pneumocystaceae. Gene Ontology annotation, biological process: apoptotic process; proteolysis.
UUAAAAUGACUAAAAUAUUUAUAUUCUUUCUAAUAUGGGCCUAUUCGCGCAUUAUUCAUGCAGUUUCAGUUUCCAACUAUUAUGUUGAAAAUAUGCCUGGAUUAGUAGAAAAUUUGAACUUAAAGUUGUAUUCUGGUCAUAUUAAAGUGAAUGAAAAGAAUGAAAAUUCGCUUUUCUUUUUAUUUGUAGAAAACAGAUAUAUUGUGGAUAAACAAAGAACGGUAAUUUGGUUAAAUGGAGGACCUGGAUGUUCUUCUAUGGAUGGCGCUUUUUUAGAGAAUGGACCGUUUAGAAUGACUAAAGAAGGGCUACUUUCAGGAAAUCAAGGGGAAUGGAAUGAAUUCUCUAACGUUGUUUUCGUGGAUCAGCCAGCAGGAACAGGUUUAAGUUAUAGUUUACCAGAGAAUUAUCCACAUGGAUUAUCUCAGACUGUUAGUGAUUUCCUUGUUUUUUUAGACAAUUUUUUUGAAAUAUUUCCGCAAUACAAAAAUGACGAGCUUUAUAUAACAGGAGAAUCAUUUUCUGGACAGUAUGUUCCAUAUAUUGCAAAUGCUAUUUUGAAAAGAAACGAAGAAAAUAAUAAAAAAAAUUAUAACCUUAAAGGAAUCCUUAUAGGAAAUGGAUGGAUUGAUCCUUUAACUCAUUAUAAAUCAUAUUUGCCUUUUUCAAUAAAAAACGGAUUGGUCAAGAAGGGUUCUGAACAAGAAGAGCAAAUUCAAAAAGCAGUAAAAGAUUGCGAACUAGCAUUUUCGAAGAAACAACUGAAAGAUAUUCAGAACUGUGAUUCUAUUCUUUCAAUGAUCAUUAAGCCUGAUCUUAGGGAGGAUAAAAAAUGUGUUAAUAUGUAUGAUUUAAGACUAAAAUAUCCUUCAUGUGAUAUGAAAUGGCCUAAUGGGUCAGUGCAGUUGACUUCUUAUUUAAGAAAACCAGAGGUGUUAAAAGCUUUAAAUGUCGAUAAUGAUAAAAAAAUUGUUUGGCAAGAAUGCAAUCUACGUUUUACAGAAACAUUUUUGAGAUAUAGUUCCCCUCCAUCUAUUGAAUUGCUUCCAUAUAUCUUAAGUAAAAUACAAGUUGUUUUGUAUAGUGGAGAUAAAGACAUUAUUUGUAAUCAUCUUGGCACAGAAGAUCUGAUUAAUAAUCUGGAAUGGAAUGGACGCAAAGGCUUUAUCCAAGAAGAUGGUACUUGGAUACCAAGACAAGACUGGAUAUUUAUGGAUAAAAUUGCUGGAUAUUACCAAUAUGACAGAAAUUUGACAUAUAUCAUAAUCAAAGAUGCAUCUCAUAUGGUUCCUUAUGAUAAACCAUUGGAAAGUCAGGAUAUGUUAAAUAGAUUUCUAGGAAUUGACCAAGAAAUAAUUAAGAAAAUUCGUGAAUCAAGGGCCAAAAGUGAAACUGGUUCUUUCAAUCCUAAUUCUAAAAACAAUAGUUUGCUUGAAAAAGAAAAAAACGCAUGGAAAUUAUAUUAUCAUAUCCUAGCUAUUAUUCUUGUCUUUAUAUUAAUUGGAACUAUUUACUUAACAUGGCGCCAUUGUAAAAGUCGUAAAAUAAAUGAUCAAUAUGUUGACAAAUUUAAUCAUUCCGCUGAUUCAGAAUAUUGGAAUGAAAAUAGAUCGCAAUAUUAUAAAAAUAUUAACACUCCUUUUAAUCGCAAAAACGAUUUUCACGAUUUCGAAAACUAUCCAGGCAUAAUAUAUGAUAAAGCAUCUUCUCCACAAACAUCUCAAACUAAAGAAGAUUCAAUUCUAGACUACAACGAACCAUUUCGCACAACUCAUUGAUUAUAUUCAUAUUUAAAG